Messenger RNA from Scatophagus argus, 1993 nucleotides. Its product is annotated as histone H3.3A. Gene Ontology annotation, molecular function: structural constituent of chromatin; protein heterodimerization activity; DNA binding. Gene Ontology annotation, cellular component: nucleosome. The record is from RefSeq and is a predicted model, not a curated record. The transcript has 4 exons. NCBI's taxonomy places the organism in Eukaryota, Metazoa, Chordata, Actinopteri, Scatophagidae. The coding region runs from base 165 to 575 and encodes 136 amino acids.
CAGAAGUGUUGUGAACACUGUUGCAUUGUGGGACAGAUGAUUGACGCGGCGGCCAUUUUCCCGCUGGACGCUGCUUCCUAUUGUGGAUACGAAGAAGAAAAUAGUCAAGCCAAACAUUUCUCACGACUUCAACUCACUUUUCUUCUAGGUGAUCUUUAGUAGCCAUGGCCCGUACCAAGCAGACUGCCCGUAAGUCCACUGGAGGCAAAGCCCCACGUAAGCAGCUGGCCACAAAGGCAGCUCGCAAGAGCGCACCUUCUACUGGUGGUGUGAAGAAGCCCCAUCGCUACAGGCCUGGCACUGUGGCUCUGCGUGAGAUCCGUCGUUAUCAGAAGUCCACUGAGCUGCUGAUCCGUAAGCUGCCCUUCCAGCGCCUGGUCAGAGAAAUCGCACAGGACUUCAAGACCGAUCUGCGUUUCCAGAGUGCAGCCAUCGGAGCCCUGCAGGAGGCUAGCGAGGCCUACCUUGUGGGUCUGUUUGAGGACACCAACCUGUGCGCCAUUCACGCCAAGCGUGUCACCAUCAUGCCCAAAGACAUCCAGCUGGCACGUCGUAUCCGUGGGGAGCGCGCUUAGAUGCUCCUCGUGGUCUUUCUCCUUUUCACCUUUUCCUGCCCUCCCUUCACCAGUCCGUCUCUCCGUCCUUCUGCCACCUGCUCCCUCCUUCUCUCCCUCCCCGUGUUAGUAGUGUGUAGAGGAAAACUGAUUAUAUUAUGAAAUAAAGUGUAUAGUCGUGUUUUUCUUAGUGCUCUUGGCAGCAGACUUCUAGGGUACUCUCUUUUUGUGCAUGUACCGACUCUUUGGUGAUGAGAUCUCCUCAAGCACACGUCUGCCAGUUUGCACUGCUUCUCAUCUGCCUCUCUUUGAGAGGAUGAUUUUUGGAUCGAAUAAGGAAAAAAAAACAUGGAGUAGAGCAGUGCAAAUUUGGGAGGGACAGACAGGAGGAGAGGAUGGGUAUUUGUCUGCUGGGAGACUUGUGUCUCUUUUCUGCAGCAGGGUGCUAGAAGAACAUACCUGGUCCUCUUCUCCUACUUUGAAUCCUCUGCCAGCCUCGCUCCAAAGUGUGUAGAGACAACGGUGUUUGUCCCUUCUCAUGACGGCCAAGGCUGGACUUCCUGUCCCUGUAUGUGUCUGCAUGAGUGUUGGCUCUGAUCACCACAGCAAAUUGUAUACAAUCCAUCAGUAUCUUUGGAGAAAUUGAUUUAUGAUUACCAUAUUGAUCAUUGCUGUCAUUCAUCCUUUUUUUUGUUUCUGAGUAAGUCUCAUGCACAGGAUUUUUUUUUCUCACCUAAACUAUUUGUGGAUAACAUGGAGAUGGGGGGGAUAAAUCAGUGUAAAACACCUACAGAGAACAAAAGCAAAAACAAACAAAAAAAAAAGGUUUGAACAGAUUUUUUCUACUGAACUGUGAAGCUACUGACUCGUGGCACCAAAGUUGGAUCCUCUUGUAAACACACUUUUCCUAACAAAGAAAAAUUUGACCUCACCUUUUUUGUGGUGUUCAAAUUGGUUUCAUCUAAUUACUUAAAGCCAAAGCGUGAGAGCUCAAGUAUGGUGUCAGAAAUACCUUUUUUAGCACUGGCUCAUUUUUUAAUUAAGGACCUUUUUAUAACAAAGGUUCUUCAAGGUUUGUAAUAUUAUCCAUAACCAAAAGCUCUAAAAGUGUGAAAAAUCAUUUUUUAAAAUUAAAAUGUGAAAAUAUAUUGUAAAUCAGUGUUACAUUACAAAUAAUACUGAUUGUGUUUUCUGUAUACCCCACCCCUCCACCCCCUUCUUUUUUUUCCUCUGAAUCAGUUGAUCGUCUGUAUACCGUUUCUCAGGUUGACUCGUCACCCUUUUAACUUAAUUUUUAUUUUUUGCUCAGUUUGUUUGGGGUUUUUUUUGUUUGUUUUAUUUUGUUUUUGAAAUGUUGAGGAUAAUGUUUCAAUUAAACAAUGUUUGUAAUUUCCAGAUUUGUCAUAUAAGGUGGUAAUAAAUGGAUGUUACACACACUC